UUUCUAAUCGUGUAAACUACACCCAGAUAAAGGAAAGGGACAGUGAAACCAGGAGAAAAUGUCAAUUGUUAGGGAUGUAUAUCUCUAACUGCAGAUUCUGCCGUGAUCAUUAAAGCAGUGGUUUACAUUGGAUGGAAACCGUCGGGGAUCCUUGAAGCUGUUACAGGCUGAGUUGAGAAACCUCUUAUUGUGUAUGAGAGGUCCACACGUCUCCCACCGAGACCUGAUCCCGUCUGCUGGCUGUCACCAUCUGUUCAAUUCUAAUGAGCCUCCAGUGCAAUUUCAGCACCUCAAACCGAUGUAAUGUAAAUGGUGUGAACAAUGGGGUUAUCAUCAUCCCAGUGAUCCUUGGCUUCUCAUCAGUGGUUCUGAUCAUUAUAGUCUUAUGGAAGACUUGUAAAAUGAAACAAGAGAGGGAGCGUGCCCCAGUCCUAAUACUGCAAGACAAACAUGAGCCUGUGAAGCGGUUGGAGAAUGAAUAUGAAUUAAUGACAAAUGCAACAGAAUGGAUUCUGGCAGCCAAGGAUCCCUCUCUAAAACGGUGGGAAAUCCCAGCAGAAAACCUAACUGGGACUUUGGAGUACAUGCAAAGUGGGAGCUAUGGACCAAUAUAUAAGGCCAAUAUCCUUACUACGGAUGGAUCUGGAGAAGUGAAAGCCGUAUUUAAAUCUCUCCAUGAUAAUGCAAAUGGAAAGGAGAUAUUAGAUUUCUUGGACCUGUUGAAGUUCCACGUGAAAAUUUGUAACCAUGAGUCCAUUGUGAAACUGUUGGGAUGUCGAACAGAGACACUGCCCCUUUACCUGUUUCUGGAGUAUGUGAGUGGGGGAUGUCUAUUGCAUUCCUUGUGGCAAUUACGUGAGACUGAAGCUAGAUCUGGAGAAGUUGUACUGAGACUCACAGAAAAAAGUGUGUACAGCAUUGUAAAACAAGUAGCAUGUGGACUGGAUUAUCUGACUACAAAACACAAACUAAUCCAUGGGGAUAUUGCUGCCCGGAAUAUUUUGAUCCAUGAAGAUCUGACUGUUAAGCUCACUGGUCUGAGUCUGGCAUUUGAUGUUUACAAAACUGGAACCCUGUCAUCCCACAAAGCAGCCCAGGUUCCGAUUAAAUGGCUUGCACCAGAGAGGGUCAUAAAGCGGCCAAUCACAGAAAAGAGUGAUACGUGGUCAUUUGGGAUCCUUAUCUAUGAAGUAGUUACUCUAGGUUCUCCUCCAUAUCCUGAGUUUCAGCCUCUAGAAAUUUUUCCAAAGCUGCAGAGAAAUUACAGAAUGCCCAAACCAUCUAACAGUAGCAAUGCACUAUAUGACUUGAUGAAACACUGCUGGCAAUGGAAACCCUAUGACAGGCCAAACUGGUCAGAGUUGAUCAAUAAGCUAGAGUCCUUGAUGAACAAUGCUGAUGGAGUUAAGUUGCUGCAAGUAGCUGAUGACCUUGACCUCAACCAAUACAAACAAGCUGCUGGGGUUUUCUAACAAGAAGUACAACAAAGACAACAAGGCUGUGGGCAAUUCAUAAACUGAAACUAAAUGCUCAAUGGUGGCCACAGUGAGCACUAAGCUGAAUAGCAGAAUUUUUGCCUAGCUGGAGGAAAGUGGGAAUUGCAGACUAGGUGAAAGCCGUGAAUACAGGUUGACGAAAUGCUAUUAUUAUUAAUCGAAGAAUUUAAGGGGCUACCAUCAGCUGAGGUAACUAAGCAACACGAAUAUACUCUGCUGCCAGGUGAAUUUGCUGUGAUGGCCGAGCUUUCAAUUUAAUGGAAAACCAGUUGUUCAUUUCCAAAAGCAGCACUGAUGCUCUUUGAUGUUUGGCAACCGCAGAAAGUGGAAUACUUUAGAAGAGAUUGUGAUUGUCGCAAUGAGGGCAGUAACAGCUGCAAGAGAUUAAGAAUAGUUCAGGAUAUAACCUUUAAAUGCCAUCUCUGAAGUACUGGGGUAAUGAUCAGCAAUGGGCUGAGUUCACAUGUUAAAGGUUAAGUAAUGCAAAAGUUUGUUGUAAAUAAUUGUCUGUACUCGUAUCAGUCUUUCUCCUAAGGAUAACACAUUGAUUUGGGAGUAGCACGGAGGAAAUGAGGACGGGGCCAGUUUCCUUGUGACUUCUCUGCCACCACUUGUGGUUUCCACCAUAGUUCCACUAAUAGAAUAUGAGAUGUCUUGAGGAAAUUCACCCCAUAGUCGAUUUGUACAACUAAGGCACUUUUUGGGGGGAGUUGGGAAGAGGCCGUUACAGAAAAGGAGGGAGUUGUCACUUUGUACUAUUCAAUACCCUGGCAGUUUUCCUGAAUCCUACAGGGAUUCCUGUAUUUCACGAGAACAAAGGUACAGAAAGGAGAAUUAAAUAAGUUUAGAGAGUUAAAUUAUAUCUUGUUACUAAUAUUAAAACCAGCAAAGGGGAAAUGUUUGAAAUGGGAACCCACUAGGCCCACUUUCUCCCUGAGGUACUGACAAUGGAGAAAUCAGAGUGGAGCCAUCUGUUCUUGUUUAUCCACACCAGAACAAAAUGCCUCAGCCGAAAUUUUUUAUUAUUUAGCCUAAGGGACUCUUUAGCCUAACCAAUUAUAAUGUUCUAAUUCCCGAACUGCUGAUGAUCAAGUAAUUCAGCACAGACCAGGAAUGGCACCUGGGAACUUGAGAUGUGAAUAAAUUUGAACUACACUGAUGCCAUCUUUACUCAGUAGGAGCUGGAGAAGUUUAAUUUUCAAACUUAAGGCUUCUGUAUGGAGUAUAUAUCUGCAGUCAUAGAAAAUAUUCAUGACCUAAGAGCAUUGUUAACAUGUCACCCAAUCUUUGGGAAACUACAUUUAGCAAAUGUGAUUAGCUGUUGGACUGGAUUAGUAACUAACUCAGAAGACGGAAACAUAUUAUAGCAAUUGGAGAUUUCUCAGCUUACUGCAAUUCUUACUGGGGUUCCCACUUUAAGGAUUCUUAACUUGACUCAGGUUGAUACAGAAAGCAUUGGGUGAACACUGUGGGUCAUCUUCGACAUUGAAAA
This is a messenger RNA of Carcharodon carcharias (great white shark), 2988 nucleotides long. Its product is annotated as tyrosine-protein kinase STYK1. The transcript is spliced from 10 exons. Gene Ontology annotation, molecular function: transmembrane receptor protein tyrosine kinase activity; ATP binding. The record is from RefSeq and is a predicted model, not a curated record. Gene Ontology annotation, cellular component: signaling receptor complex. Lineage: Eukaryota; Metazoa; Chordata; Chondrichthyes; Lamniformes; Lamnidae. Bases 264 to 1472 code for a protein of 402 amino acids. Gene Ontology annotation, biological process: cell surface receptor protein tyrosine kinase signaling pathway; multicellular organism development; protein phosphorylation.